AUGCAUAGAUGCAAGGCCGCUGACGCCAUACUCUCGCAAAUGGUGAUGGAGAAUGACUACGAGAUAAUAAUCAUAAGCGAGAAAUACAAAAAGAAAGAGACAGGUACAUGGCUAGAAGAUAGCAGCUCAACCGCCGCUAUAUGGCUACCACAAGGGAGUAACGCCACCACUGUAAGCAAUGGGAACGGCAACGGCUUCGUGUGGGUCAAGUGCGAUAUUUUUACAGUAAUUAGCUGCUACUUGACGCCAAGCGAUAGUACACAGGAAUUCCAAGAAAAGCUCGACAAUAUAGAGGACACAGCCAGGACCAUAGAAGGCCAAUUGAUCAUCGCCGGAGACCUAAACUGCAGAGCCGUAGAGUGGGGUAUGCCAAACACUAACUCGAGAGGAAAGCGAAUUCUAGAAAUGGCGCGGCUAGGUCUAAUAGUGCUCAAUACGGGAAGUGCAACUACGUUCAGAAGACCGGGAUGCGAGGAAACCACACCAGACAUCACCCUAUCAACAGAACGCUUGGCAGGCUCAAUAAAUAAUUGGAAAAUCCUGGAGGACUACGCUGGCAGCGAUCAUCACUACAACUCUUUCAUGAUCGACACUGGAAGAAACGCUUACCAGCUCAGCAAAAAUAAUGGAACACGGAAGUGGAAUAUUUCGAAACUAGACACAUCGAAAUUAAUCGCCGAAAUAGACGAGCAGAACCCAUCUAGCGACCCCUCCCUUAUAGCAAGAAAAACAGUCGAGCACACAAUGCGUAAUAUAACCAAAGCCUGCCAAAAAUCAAUGCCCAAGGCUACCCACAGCAAACGUAAAGCAAUAGUUCACUGGUGGACUGAAAACAUCGCCGAACUCAGACGCACAUGCCUCCGCCUUCGCAGAUCUUAUACGAGAUCCAAGCGCAGAGGAGCUGCACCACAAGAAGUCGAGCAAUACAAAGCAGCAAAAAAGGAGCUGAAGCACGCCAUCGACGACAGUAAAAAGGAAAAAUGGGAGAAACUACGGGAGGAUAUAAACAGAAACCCCUGA
This is a messenger RNA of Bactrocera tryoni, 1020 nucleotides long. RefSeq lists its product as uncharacterized. The transcript has a single exon. NCBI's taxonomy places the organism in Eukaryota, Metazoa, Arthropoda, Insecta, Diptera, Tephritidae. The record is from RefSeq and is a predicted model, not a curated record. Gene Ontology annotation, molecular function: catalytic activity. Bases 1 to 1020 code for a protein of 339 amino acids.